GGCUUCGUCUGCCGUGCGCUAACCCGGAGUAUUUUGGUCGUAUUGAUUCAGCAGCAUUGCGUGUAAUCGGGUCGUUUGGUAUGAUGUCAUGCCGCUCGUAGAAUAAUUUUAAAAGUGACGUUAUUCUAUUUCUACGUUGGUUUUAGCAGAAUAAACACUGCCUCUGUGAUAUUUGGUAUUUAGUGCAUUUGUAAAGAAAAUCAUGACUUACUACGAACACAGGACGGCCGGUGCACUACCACCACCAGCUCUGUCCGACAAGCUGAGGUUAUACCAUGUAGAUAUGAACCCCUACGGUCACCGGGUGCUUCUGAUCCUGGAAGCUAAGAAGGUCAAAUACGAGGUCUACAGGCUGGACCCUCUGCGGCUGCCGGAAUGGUUCAGGAUCAAGAACCCUAGAUUAAAAAUCCCAGUCCUCGAGAUUCCCACAGACCACGGCGACAAAUACCUGUUCGAGAGCGUGGUCAUCUGCGACUACCUAGACGAGAAAUACGUGCGGAACCCACUCCAUUCCAGGGAUCCGUACGUAAAGGCGCAGGACCGGUUGCUGAUUGAGAGGUUUAAUGAGCUAAUCAAAGGCAGCUUGGAGUGCUUCGACACAAACUUCGCGUUCGGCAGCGAACAGAUCGUGCAGACUUUGGACAUAUUCGAGAAGGAACUGGCGUUAAGAGGCACGAACUACUUCGGCGGCAACAAGCCAGGCAUGCUGGAUUACAUGAUCUGGCCGUGGGUAGAACGCCUGUACCUGCUACGGUGCGUCAACGAGGCCAAGUUCGACGAGAAACGGUCGCUGUUCCCUAACUUUGCGGAUUGGGGCGACCAAAUGCAGCUGGAUGACGUAGUCAAAAAACACUCCAACUCUCCAGCUGAGUACUUUGAGUACUACAAGAAUGCGCGGGCGCACUCUAUGGGGUACUACUUGUAAAUAAGGUCUGUGCACAGAUGAGACAGGUCUGUGUUAUAAAGCCUGGUCCGUGAGCACGUAGAAUUUUGUCCAAUGACCCCAAGCUACCCAUCCUUAUCGCUCGCGCGU
This is a messenger RNA of Ostrinia furnacalis (Asian corn borer), 1033 nucleotides long. It is a transcript of the gene GSTo3, whose product is annotated as glutathione S-transferase omega 3. The record is from RefSeq and is a predicted model, not a curated record. Bases 203 to 925 code for a protein of 240 amino acids. Gene Ontology annotation, cellular component: cytoplasm. Lineage: Eukaryota; Metazoa; Arthropoda; Insecta; Lepidoptera; Crambidae. The transcript is spliced from 6 exons. Gene Ontology annotation, biological process: glutathione metabolic process. Gene Ontology annotation, molecular function: glutathione transferase activity; glutathione dehydrogenase (ascorbate) activity.